AUGGAUUUGUUGAAUCUUGGUUCACAAUCCAGGAAGACUGGUUUAAAGCCAAGAGCGAAUUUGAGGAAGGAUAAAUAUAAUAUGGAAGAUGUGGAUGAAUUUUUUGCAGAAGAAGAGGAGGAUAAGGAUAAUGAUUAUACUGAAAGAAGACCACAAAAAUCAGACAGAUCUAUAUAUGCAUCAGGUCUGGCAGCAUCUAGGGGUUCCGAGGUUUCAGCUGAAUCGUCGACACCUAGACACAAUUUUAAUAAUGUUGCUCGAAAGAUCAACUUUACAGAUGUGGAAGCAGAACCUUUCAACUUAUCACCAAUAUCAAUACAGUCCAAGCAUUCCAAAAAUCGAAAUAAGAAGUCGCCGUUGAGAUCCCCACUUCAGGAAAAUAAAGCACGCAGACUAACAGAGGGAGGUACGGGAGAUGACGAGGGAUACGACUAUAAUGAUAAUAUUGACAUGGAUAAUGAUUUGUACGGGGAUGACAUAGACAUGAGUUUAUCACCAGUGGAUUUAUCGCCUAUAAAGUUAAGGACUGAAUAUAUUUCUAAAGAUUCAAAGAAAUCUCCAGAUGGAACCCCCAAAUCGAAAUCAAAACCAAAAUCAAAAUCAAGCGUCAACAAAUCUGCAUCGUCACUCACAAAGAAAAUGGCGCUAGGCACUACAAAGCCUAGGAGGAAGCGUCACAUAGUAGAGGAAGAAUCGGAAGAAGACACCACACAAGAAUAUUCACCGGAUGAGAAAAGUGAGUUACUUUCCCCACCACCUACAACGAAGAAGGAGCCCGUGCGAAACCAGAUUUCUCAAGAAAAGAUUACGAAACCUUCACCAUUACCAUCACCUCCUCCCGACGGUCUUAGAAGGUCAAAGAGAACAAAAAUUGCACCAUUAGCAUUUUGGAGGAAUGAGAGAAUUGUGUAUACUCGUGCAGCUGAUGAAGAGGACGCAGAUACAACCCUUGCCAGUGAUAUAAAAAACAUACCCUUACAAGAGAUAGAGGCAGUUGUACAUAUUCCGGAAGCAAAUAAAUACAUUUCUACAACUGCGAAUAAGAAAAGGUCGGGACUGAAACUGAGAAUCACUCCUCCAAAACUGAAAAAGUCACUGCCAAAACAAGUUGCAUAUGACUAUGAAUCUGACCCAGAAAUUAAUGGAUCGGAGUGGUUUAAGGACAAGUCAUUAAAACUUAGGGUGUUCGAGGGACCAAGUGACGAUAGAGUUGAAAGAUCUAUAGCUUGGGCUCCUAAUGAAGGUGAUUUUGAAAAUCCACCAAAUACAGGGGAAAUAGAAAAUUUUAAAGUUGCAGCUUUAUUUGGGGAUGAUCGUGAUUUUACAGCUGGAGGCUUAAUUGAAUUUCCAUAUGGUGGGUUUAAGAGCCUAAGAAAUUCAUCUGAUUCUGUUUAUAUAUUCCAUGUGGUGAAAGGCCUUAUAGAAGUGACUCUUAAUGAGAACAAGUUCGUAGUUACAAGAGGAUGUUCAUUUCAUGUCCCUAGAGCAAAUACGUUUGCUUUUAAAAAUUUGGGCCAAGAUACAUCGAAGUUGUUUUUUGUUCAAAGUAAGAAGGUCAUAGCAGACGAUGAUGAAGAAUGGGAAUAG
This is a messenger RNA of Debaryomyces fabryi, 1587 nucleotides long. RefSeq names its product Mif2p (gene MIF2). Bases 1 to 1587 code for a protein of 528 amino acids. Gene Ontology annotation, biological process: attachment of mitotic spindle microtubules to kinetochore; spindle attachment to meiosis I kinetochore; kinetochore assembly. The transcript has a single exon. The record is from RefSeq and is a predicted model, not a curated record. Gene Ontology annotation, cellular component: kinetochore. Gene Ontology annotation, molecular function: centromeric DNA binding. NCBI's taxonomy places the organism in Eukaryota, Fungi, Ascomycota, Pichiomycetes, Serinales, Debaryomycetaceae.